UCAAACACACAUGGAGACGUUACGACACACCAUCUGUCACAGUGAAGUCCACAAGACAUAAUGUAGCGUGCCAUCCUGCUAUUGUCCUCUUCUGUCCACCUGCGACAUGUCAGAUGAUGCCAGACCUGCAGCCUCCAGCGGCGGCUCCUCUCGCAGCGCUAGCCGCAGGAAGAGAACCAGCUUCUCCAAGGAACAUGUGGAGCUCCUACGUGCCACCUUCGAAACCGACCCCUACCCUGGCAUCAGCCUCAGAGAGAGCCUGUCCCAGACCACAGGCCUGCCGGAGUCACGCAUCCAGGUGUGGUUUCAGAACCGUAGAGCUCGCACCCUGAAGUGCAAAGGAGCAAAGAAAGCACUGUGGCACUCUGAUACCCCAGUCCAGGACACACUCCCUCCACCUCAUGUUGUUGCCAACAGGGGAUCACGGGUCGUCCCCAUCCCCCUGCCACCUCAGGGACCCCCACCAGCCUACCCAACCCUGGUGAAGGAGGAGAUGGAGGAAGCCUGCUACUAUCGACAGUGUCCUCCAGCUUACUCCACCAUUGAGGAGCAUGGACAUUACAGCUCCAUGUAUGGGCUCCAGCAGGGCAGACUGCUGGGCAGCAGCUCAAGCCCACCCCUGAGGGGCUACUGGUCCCAGGCAGGCAGCCAAACCUCCCCUGUCCCGCCGCUGUGGUGCCAUUCUCCCCUGGAGAUGAGAAACUAUAGCUCGAGUUCCAGCCAGACAGCAGCCUUCAUGUAUCCAGGAUCAGCAGAGCAGCAAACAUACAUGACCUCUUCCACCUCCCAGUCCUCCACCCCAGACACCCCUGAUUCUGGAUACUGGGAUGCCAGUCUGGAGAACAGCCCACCACUAGAAGGUCAGUACUCGCAGCUGGAAGAUUCAUGGAGCGGGGUUAUUCUGGAAGGCUGCGUGGAGUCCAGACAUCAGGGGCUGGUCCAGCACGCCCCCCUGCCUGAGCUCUCCCUGCAUGAGAUCUUAGGGGAGUUGGAUGAAGACUGGCUGGGAGGAGAAGGACUGGAUAGCCAUGCCACUGGGGAGAAAAUGGCUUUCUGCUGAUGACUCUGUUAUAAGGAUUUACAAUGGACACUUUACAAAUCAUUUGUAUUAUUUUGAUUUUAGUCAUUUGUGUUUUGCCUCUGAGAUAUGUACAUAUAAACAGUCCAAAGAUUCUGCCAAAACAUUGGAAAAUGGAUCCAUAUUUUCAAAAUUCUAAAAUCCUACAUG
This is a messenger RNA of Xiphias gladius (swordfish), 1228 nucleotides long. RefSeq names its product mix-type homeobox gene 1 (gene mxtx1). The transcript has 3 exons. The record is from RefSeq and is a predicted model, not a curated record. NCBI's taxonomy places the organism in Eukaryota, Metazoa, Chordata, Actinopteri, Istiophoriformes, Xiphiidae. Bases 107 to 1060 code for a protein of 317 amino acids. Gene Ontology annotation, molecular function: DNA binding.